Panicum hallii is the source of this 676-nucleotide messenger RNA. RefSeq lists its product as uncharacterized. The coding region runs from base 39 to 659 and encodes 206 amino acids. The record is from RefSeq and is a predicted model, not a curated record. Lineage: Eukaryota; Viridiplantae; Streptophyta; Magnoliopsida; Poales; Poaceae. The transcript is spliced from 3 exons.
CUGGGCUCCUGGCAGAGGGCGCGGCCGCCGUCGUGACGAUGUUGGCCUCCAGUACCAGCAGCACCGAGCAAGCUCACCCUCGGCAGUCGGCAUUGCGCCGCGGCACACGAAUCGUGGCCCGCCGCGGACGCCGGCGGCCCGGGAUGUACAUGCACGGGCGCGCGCCGCUGAAGGGGAGCACGAACGCCUCGCACUGCGUGGGGGAGUGGAGGGGGAGCAGGCGGGAACGGACGACAACCAGCUCCGUGCCUGCGCCCGCCGCCCGGCCCGCGCGAGGGACACGAGCGGGCCAAGGGCAUGUCACGCCCACCCUGGCGCCCUCAACGUGUUCGAUGGAUUGCCUCGCCGCGCCUGCCUGGCCACCUCGCCGCUCCCCCUCCUCCUCGGCUCUGCGGCGCCGCGCGCGGGGACAAGGACCGGGAUCGUGGCACGAUGACAGCAAGCGGCCGUUGCCGGUGGCCCGUCGACCCGACCCUACCCGACUAUCAAGGCGGCGGUCGAAGCUCAACUGGCUGCCGCGUGGGACUCCCCGGCGUUCGUCUGACCUGGGGUCUUAUAUUGGUAGCUUUACUGUAAAUUUCAUCUUACCAGUAGAUAUAUGUUGUUGCACUGCACUGGAAUUCCUUAGGGGCAAUGAUUUUUUGUUCUGUAGACUGUAACGAGGCAUAAUGGAGAG